UAUCACCCCCUCGGGAUGGACGGCAGGAGGCGCUCGCCCUCACACGGCAGCCCAGGUCGCGCUGAGACGCAAAAGUCCUGCCGCCCCGAUGACCAGGAGGCACAACAAUUCGCUGACUAUUCCUGGGAUGGGGGGAUACGCUACGCUCGCCAAGUCAUUCCCCAACGUCCCCCAAAGAGGGCUGAGCCUGCGCCCAGACUGCUCCCUGACUGCGACAGGGGCGCCUCGGCCUUGCCACUCCCAAGAUGGCGCCACUACCUGCCACUUCAGGACGUGUUCCUCAUGAUCAGGCGCCACAAGACCACCAUCUUCACGGACGCCAAGGAGUCGAGCACCGUGUUCGAGCUGAAGCGCAUCGUCGAGGGCAUCCUCAAGCGGCCGCCCGACGAGCAGCGGCUGUACAAGGAUGACCAACUUCUGGAUGAUGGCAAGACACUGGGAGAGUGCGGCUUCACCAGUCAGACGGCACGGCCGCAGGCCCCAGCCACCGUGGGGCUGGCCUUCCGGGCAGAUGACGCUUUCGAGGCCCUGCGGAUCGAGCCCUUCUCCAGUCCGCCCGAGCUGCCCGAUGUGAUGAAGCCACAGGACUCAGGAAGCAGCGCCAAUGAACAAGCAGUGCAGUGAGAGGGCUCCUGGCCCGCCCCCGGUGCCCCCCCCCCCCACCCAAUAAAAGAGAUUUGGGCGUCUGCCUGGUUGCUGCUGCCUUUUUCUGCGCACCCUCUCCUGACUCAGGCAUCACCUUCCCUGGGACGGGGUCUGCCCCCCUGCAAGGUUCCUCCUCAGCCCCGUGUACUUGCGAGGCUGGCCAUGGCUGUGGGACCGACCCCCAAGCUCCUUGGGUCCCUGCUGUCACACCCUUUCGAGCCUGCCCCUCCGGCUGGAGGCAGAGAACCGGGAGGAACCCAGAGCCCCAGGCCAGCCUUCUGCUCAGCCUGGGGACAGAGGUUCCUUCUAUGACUUCCAGCAAGCAGGCUCGCUCAGGCUCUGGCGCAGCCUCUGGGCUGAGGGGCAGAGGCCAAAAUGUCAGCCAGAGCCAGUGUGGUUCCACGGGGAACCCAUCGCCUACAGCCAGCCACCUUACCUGAGUCCUCUAAGGCUUGGGGGGGGGGGGGGGCUCAUUCAAAGUGGAAAUAAUGCUCACUCUCCACCUUCCACCCCUAAUAAAUAAUCUACAGACCCAA
This is a messenger RNA of Herpailurus yagouaroundi (jaguarundi), 1181 nucleotides long. RefSeq names its product elongin B (gene ELOB). Gene Ontology annotation, biological process: transcription elongation by RNA polymerase II. The record is from RefSeq and is a predicted model, not a curated record. The transcript has 4 exons. Bases 16 to 624 code for a protein of 202 amino acids. Gene Ontology annotation, cellular component: VCB complex; elongin complex. Gene Ontology annotation, molecular function: protein binding. NCBI's taxonomy places the organism in Eukaryota, Metazoa, Chordata, Mammalia, Carnivora, Felidae.